AGACCAGAACAAUUGACAGCAAAUUCUACAAACAGUGAUACUUAGAAUCAGGCUGUGACAGUGAAUAAGCUACAUACGGGCUGUGAUUCAAAGAAUAAAGGGUGUACACCCAAUUUGUAGUGUUGGCAUUGCUUUUACCACUAUUUUAACCCCCACUGGGAUGCGCCCACUAUGAAAGAAACGGAAUUCAGUCUUAAAUGUGCCUCCAAUCUCCGGUGUAAAAACCAAAUCUCAGGUUUGCCAAUAUGCCAGACUUGUGAGACGUGCGUAUUGUCCACCAAAAUUGCCGUCACUAAAGAAUGGUUCCUGAGAGCAGGAGAGUUCUCGCAGAGGAAGUUCGUCCUCGGGAUUGUAAGGCGAUUGGAAUGUUUGGAUCUCCUGUUGUCCGUGGAGAGCGUCCUGCAGCCGGUCCUGGGAAAGGACUUCACGUACAGCCGGUCUCGGAUAAACCCGAGUCUACAAGAAGAUGCCCACACCACGGGUUCAGACCGGGCCCUGAACCCACAGCUGUGGCAGCAAUUUGUGGCUGAGACGUGGCGAUGGUUCAAAGGGGGCUCCACCUGGAUCAAACACAACUACGCGUUGCUGCUACUCAAGAUGUGUAAAGCGCAUUUAUUGCACAGUGUCGCCAACCUAAUUCACGUACUGGUCGUACAAGGGGUGCACUCGUUUUUAGCAAAGAAAGGUAAACAAAUAAUGUUAAUAUUUACAUAUUGAUAGAUGGUCAGUGUCAUAAAAAAGGGUGUCAGCGGUAUAUAUCGAAAACAAAGUACCCCAAUCGCUUUUACUGUUGUCUUUCUAUCUGUUCAUAUAAAUGCACCCCUAAAAUUUUUGCAGCUCCCUGAAAAAUGUAUUGAUUGCUCUCUGUUUACUACGUAAGUACUAUAAAGCUUUUUGUAUUGCCACAUUGGCAGUUAUACUUUAUAACUGAUAUAUUGUACAGCUCUCUGAAAUGUGUUUGAGAUUUAUAAAUAAAAUCAUAUGAGAUAAUUGAUAUGAUAGCAUUGAUGUUGUAGAACAACAGCUACCAUGAUGCUUUGCAUGCCUUCAGAAUCACAAAGCAUCAUGGAAGCUGUAGUUUUAAAACAUUUUUGGGAGCAACCUUUUGGGCACCCCUACAAUAGAGUAUUUAUAGAUGGGAAGGAGUCACGUGCAAUCCCAGCCUUGCAUUUUAACUUUGUGUAUCCUUUUUCCUUUGCGACCGUGUUGUUGUUACUCCUAAUUUUUCCCAUUUUCCUGUAUAGCACUAACACAUGACCCAGGCAAUGCAAGCAGGGGGGAUGUCACCACAAGAUCGGCAUUGUGGGCCACCCCACUGUGAUCGCUUCUUUAUUGAGAUUGCAUGGUGUGUGCUUGAUUUUAUUCACCUGUCACAGAGUGUGGCUGAAAAGUGAAUUAAUCCACAUACAUCUGACAAUGCAAAUAUUAAAAGGGACACCAUAGGCACCAAAACAACUUUAGCUUAAUGAAGCUUAGAUCAUGCCCCUCCAGUCUCACUGCUCAAAAUUAAUAUAAAGGGAAACAAGAUUAGGGUACGCCAAGUUCAGGAAUACAGAAACACACAGAAUAUGUACAAAGCCGGGUCAGGAUAGCAGAAAAUCACGAGUCAAAUACGAGCCAAGGUCAAUAACAGGAAUACCACAAGAGAGACUUAUAUAUAGCACUAAUGUGUAUCAGAACAGAAACCAUGAUAGGGCAUUGAGUAAGGGCUAGAACAGACCUUAAAUAGGUUCAAAAGAGUUCCCAUUGGUCCACGACAUCUCUGCGACCCCAAACAGCAUGGGGUCGCCUAGAUGACGUGUUCCCUUUAAGGGCGUGACGUCAUGGCAAGUUAAUUAUUACAGGAGCUGCAGAUCGGCCCGCGAACCAGCAGAGGAAGCCGUUCGCAGGGCCAAAGUCAAGUAUAUUAUCCAGGCUGCACGGCCAUGUGGAGCGUGGCCCAAGGAGGGCAGCGGCGCUGGCGCCGGCACAGAUACGUUUGUGACAAUAGGCUGAUGCGGACCCUGCUCAAAUGAACUUACAAUCAAAUUCAGUUGCCAGCCAUGUAAAAGUUAUGUAAAAGUUCAAAAAACUUGUAAAGCAAACAAAUUCUAUAUUAUACAACAAUGUGUAUUAAAUAAACAUAUUUGAUGGUUUUCAAUGAUCAAACUGAGCAGUGCAUUUGUACAAAAUAUCCUAUAUACCAGUGGCAGAAGCCAUCUUAACUCAUUGUCAGAGGGUCUUCAUUAUUUGUCCCAGCUCUAACGAGGAAGAUGAUGGUUCUGGUCAUCAAAGAAGCAGGAGUUACAGUAAAGGCCUUAAUUAAUUCUGCUGAGUUUUUUUCUCCAUAUACUGUUGAACUCACAUCAGCUGAUGCAAAAUUAUUUUUAAGUUACAAAAAUAACAAAAAUUAUGAACUAAAGAGCACAUUCUGUAUUUAGAUUUGAUAAAUUAAUCUAAAGGUGUUAAAAUUUAUGAAAAAUGAAAAUAUUCCAAUUACAAUACAUGCGUUUUGUGUAUAGUAAAUAAAUCAAAGGCCUUCUGAAAUGCUGGCAUAAAUUGCUAACAAUUGUGGAUUUAUUUUUCCUUAGAAAAGUUGGUCUCCGAAGAUGAAAGUCUCAGAAUCGACGAACUGUUGGAAUACUAUGGCAUGAAGGAUCCUGAGGACUCCAGCCUUCUACACACCAUUGAUGACCCGUGUCUCAUGGUGGUACCAUCAUCCUUUAAGGCAACAUCAGGUGUGAGAAAAUACAAAGACUUCAUUCAGGGUCUACCUGUGCAUCUGUCCAAGAUGAUCCUAGGUAUGUUACCUAUUUUAUGCCAAAUUAUGAGUUAAUAUUCAAAACAAGUAUGUAUAAAUAUGUAUACUGGUGCUCUACAUCUGACAUUAUUUUACGGAAUUGGGGAAAUACGGAAAGGGUGUUAUAAGUAACCACACAUUGUAAAGGGUUUAUUCCAUAAACAGUGAAUUAUAAUGAAUUGAAAAACAAAUUUCAAAAUUUAUAUUAAAAUAACCAAGCUGAUAUUUGUUCACUAUGUCAUAGAUAAAGAUAAAUAAAGGGUUAAAACAUUUGCCCUAGUUAAGUCCUUCCACCUCUGAGAGGGUUAAACAGUAAAUUCUUCACCCCUGCUUCUGUCUGCAGUUUUCUGCAGCACAUUCAUGAAAUGUUACUUUUUGUUAACCUUGGUAUUCUAACCUAGCUUAGAUAUGACGUUCUCAAGUAAUCAGUUGUCCCUUGUUUUUUAACGCACACAUGCGCAGUAAAAAGUAAUUGUUGCUUCUUUUUAGUAUGUACACAUGCACAGUAGACUAAUGCUAUAAUAAUAAAUAUACGAUGCUCUCCCAAUUAAAGAUGAGAUGAUAUUUGAACUACAACGGAGUAAGUCUGUGGUUUUUAUUAUCGGUUCUCCCGAGUGCUCGAACACCUAAUUAGGAGCCUCGGGUUAUCUCUUGCAUGAUUUAUCCGUUAUAAAUGUCUGUAUCAACUAGACUUACCUGAAUUAUUAUAUCUGGAUUCCCAAAUACCUAAACCUCUACUACGUACCAAAUGUCCCUCGAUACUAAUGCUUUGUUAAAUGCACUGUUACUCAUUUUAUUGCCCUUAUCCACAAUAUUUCAAAAUAGGGAAUCUCUCCUAUGCAUGAAACCAUCCCUUUUGCUCAACCGGAGAGUGCUGGCCUUCGGAGACUCUUUGACCUUUAUGUUGAUGCUACUAAUUACUAUUAAUCACUUAUCUAUUCCCUAAACUGAUUUGAGACACUGCUUUAUUCUGCUAUGAAGUUUUGCUCAAAAGUCCAAGAUUAGAGAAGCCACUCUACAAUGUGUGGCCACCUUGGACCGAAUACAUGCUGUGAUAUAUAGUCUUAUAAUGUUUCAAUUCCUGUUAAGGAUUACUAGCCACAUGCCCUCUCCCCAUCUCCCCCUUUUUCAUUACGCCUCUUUCCCUUUCUGCCGUUAUUCUACUAUUUUCUCGUUAUUUUUAUUUCAGUUACAAUUUUAUCUUCUUUUGCCUAUUAACGAUGUAUUUUAGUUUUAGGACCAAGUGCACAUUUGGUUACACAAUUAGAUACUGCUAGCUAGAUCUAUUAUCAAGGCUUUAUAGUCAUGUUUGCACUUUAGUGCUGCUACAAAAACUGAAUUUAAACAUAAGUUUUUUGGUUUUUUUUAUAUUUAUCACUGCCUGACAUAAAUAAGUCCAUUUUAAAAAAAUCCCCAAGCUGUGUUUAUGGCUUUGUUAGAGAAAUUGUCCAAAUCAGCUGCGCUGACCUAAAUUUUGAAAUUCAAAUAAUAAUUUGGUACAAUUCAGAAUUUAGUGAAUUAACCAAUUAAUAAGAGCCAGUGACUUUCAGACAACAGUUUAUGACUCCCUACUUCCUAUUUAUCCUUGUCCAUUUAAGGACUGUUCGUGUAGCUUGCCUUUAAACUCUGUUUUUCCUGGAUUUAUCAAGAACAUUAUUAAUCUAUUUUUACACACAUUUCAGAUCUUUUUUGAAACCAUAUUGUAAGUUGCUCAUCACAUAAUUUUAAAGUUUUUUUUUUUUAUCUGAACUGAUUUAAUAAAUUUUUCAUUCAAUCAUUCUGUGUUCUCCUGAUACGUGGCUCCUUUCUCCUGUCCGUAGGAUUUCUCGAUAAUAAAUCACUGUCCAGUUGUGCCUGUGUGUCUCAUCAUUGGUGCUUCAUGGUAAAGGACAUUCUACGGGAUCUCAGGGCAAAAAAAAUGAUUCAGAACGAUGCUAUGAUACUCCGGGUAAUUAUAUCAAAACAAAGAAAUCCUUCUGCCAAACCAUCAAACCACCUACAUAGAUCAAUUCUUUAAACAAGACUAUACUGAUCAUUUUCCACCACCGAUGAAGCAUUCUUCAAUGGGUCUAAUUCAUAAAAGUCGUAUAAAAAGAUAGUAAGGCUCUAGUUAUAUAAAUAUGUCACCUAGUGGUGUGAUUUACCAACUCACAUAACAUUUAAAGGUCAUAGCAUUGGUUAGAUAUAUCUUCACAAGUUAGUUUAAAUUUAAAUGUUCUAGCAUAGUUUUUGGCAGAUUUAUUAGAUAAAACCAAUAUCUGAUUGGCCUCCAGUACAGCAAUCCAUGCGCAUUGGAUUGAUACAACGCAUUUUCAGAGCCUCUCUAUGUGCAUCACUGGCACAUUGCUCUGCUACCUACUCAAAUUCUAAUUUAAAAUCUCUCAAUUUUGAUGAAUUUGGGAAAGGGAAGAUCCCUUUAUAUAUCGGCUUGUGGUUUCCAAAACAAUCCCAAACCCUGAGUCAGCAGAUGUAUUCUGCUCAUGUAUACAAGGGUUUAUUAGUAAUAAGGAUAUAAAACAAAACUAUACUAUGCCAUUAAGACUUUGUUUUAUAAGUGAUGCUGCCAUAUAAGCAUAUACUGUCCGUAUAAUGUCCUUAUUCAGGGCCGGAUUAACAUAGGGGCUGAUGGAGCUGCAGCUCCAGGCCCAGGCCCAUGGAAUAGGUACCUGACUGGUAUUUUAAGGCACAGCCGGUAUUUGAGGCUGCCUGGCCGUGCCGUUAUUGCAGUAAUACCGGCAAUACAAAUGCAGAUACUCUUCUCAGUAUAAACAGAGAUUACUCUGCAAUACCAGCACCAGCCAGUAAGGGUCAAUGUGUGUGGAGAGAGGCAGGGAUAAGAAGUUACAGCAUGAUCCACAGACACUGGAAGACUGGGUGACAUGGGGACACUGACAUUGUGAUAUAUAGGGACACUGAUGCCAGGCUGGCCUUCCAAUUCUGUGGACAGACAUGCCCCCUUUUUGGGCAUGUUCGCCCCUUUUGGCAGAUCUGGUCACGUGAUUUGUGUCAAUGGCACACCCUUUUACCCUGCACAUAGACUUCCUGAUUCACUGGACACUGCUGUUAGGGGAUAUGGAUUUAUUUGAAAGAUGAAAGCAUAAAUUAGAUAUAGAGAUUAGCAUACAGUAUGUGUUUUCUUAUAGCAGCAUCCUUUGAGUUUCCCUCCAACACCAACUCCACCAGAUACAUGACGCUUGGGAGGUAUGACUGUUUUAGUGUUUUUGGUCGACAAGAUUCUGUAAUUAGGCCCAUCAUAAUUGUCAGCACCAGGCCCACUGGGCUCUUAAUCUGGCCCUGUCUUUAUUAAUCAAGUAGGCUCCGAUCAUUAGAGAACUGUGCAAAUAUAACAAAUAUUUUCAUACCAUAAUGUUUGGAAGCUGACAAUUAUUAUGAUGACUUUAGGGCAAUGUAUGGGUCUAUUAAAAGAUGUUUAAAAAAAAAAAAAGAGCAUUAGAUAUUGGGGUAAAUUAAUUAACAAUAUGCCUCUCUUAGAGAAGAGGGAAAUAUGAAAUGGUUUUUGUUUGUGGUUUGUUUUGCGUUUUGUAUCUUUAAAGAGUUAUUCUUAUAAAUGCCUCAUGUGAGCUUCCACCAGCACCAUCUCCACCAGAUACUAGAUUUUUGGGUGGUAUGACUAUUUUAGUGUUUUCUGUAAUUAGACCCGUCAUAAUUGCAUGCACCAGUCCCAAUGGGCUUUUAAUUCUGCCCUUACUAUAAAACACCCAUACCUUGCUUACCUUGUCAUUUCUUGCAGGGCACUUCAUCGAGAGGGGUGAAUGUUACUUAUGCGAAAAUACAAAACGUUCCAAUUCCAAAAAUUGGAGAUGAUGGAAAUGCUAUUUUACGGAGAGAGAAAAAAAUUAUAGAGAAAAAGGUAUGCUGAUUGUUGUAGGAUAUAAAAAAAAUAUAUAUUUUUAUUGAUCAGUUUCUAUCAAAUCUUAUUUUAAAUUAGACAUUGAAAGAAAUCUAAUACACUGAGGAUAACUGAUUACCAUGCCAGUAGUGUUACACCCAAGGUUACAGUAUACUGACCUGCAUUUACUAAAGGAACAAAUAUUUACCAUAUUGUAUAUUUAAAGAAUUUGAUAUGUCUUUAUCAGUACUUUUCAAGGUCAGUCGAAAGUCAGUGGCUAAAUGGGUAAUUUCCAACUGUUGUACACUUGCAACUUUCAUAAUAUUUUCCAGCCUCAAGGCCUUACUUUAACAAUUUAAAGGAUCUAAUUGAUACCGAUUUUAAUUGUGAUUAACAUAUUCUUAGCACCAGCACAACUUAAACGCCGAUUUAGAUUUGUGGCCUUAUAUUCAGGCUACAAAUUUCACCACAUUCAAAUUUCUGCAACGGUCUGCAGCAUAACCCCGCCCAUUUAGCCAUGCAUCCACUUCUGACAAAACGUCUUCCUGUUUGGAAGUACACAGUUUGCAAAUGCAGCUCAGCCCAUGAGAGAUCAACAUGAGCUGAGCUGCUGACUCUACUCCAUAGCCAAUCACUGUCCUCUUACUUUCUGCCUUUUUUCCCUUUAGCUCUGUGAAAUUGGCUUCUCAGUACAGGUAAUAGGAGGACAGUGAUUGGCUGUGAGGCAGAGACAGGUCAGCAGCUAAGCUUAUACAGACCCGUCAUUGACUGAGCUACAUUGCAAACAAUGUACAAUCAGGAAGACAUUUUGUAAAAAGGGGAAGUGAGGCGAAGAGGGCCAGGUUUUGCGGCAGAAAGCUGUUUACUUUAUUACGUCGAGAUAGCAUGUUCUUUUCAAGCUGACUACAAGCAAUCUAUUUUCAUGAAUACAGAUGUGAAUAGUUUGAGUUAUUUGUACAUACAGGUUACAUUAGACGUUUGACGUAUUUUUGUAAAGUCACAGGGAAAUAACGGGAGCAUGUCUAACAUGUUGACAUGUUCUUGAUUUUCUGGAUGAACGAGCGUGCACUGAGUCAGGAAAGGGGUGUAUGAUAUCACUAAUUAUUGCUGCUUUAUGUUCCUUAGCCUGGGGAGAGCUUGGAAGCAGCGUACAUUGACAAUGAAACAGAGACAGUCCUGAUGGAAGAAAGAAAUGUCUACUGUGGACCAUACAAUGUCCUAAUGUUCUCGGGACAGUGAGUGGCCUUUUCUUAAGUAACAUAGAAUAUGCAUUAAGCUGCAGACCUUGAGCAGCCUCGCUAUGGCAGAAUUAUUAUUGACUAAACAGUGAUUAUUUUGUGCAAUGAAAGCAGACCUGAAAAAUUGGUCCAAAAUAUCUUAUACCGUAUUACGAACUGGAAACACAUAACAUAAUCCCAGCACUCAGACUCUUUGGGCUGUAUUAUAAUCAAAAACGCCAACUGUGCCCUCUGGUCUCCUUGGUUGAAUUCACAUAUCAGUUUCUUGCUCUUUGAGCGGAAAGGGCAGGCACUAUCUCUUCUCGGCAAUCCAACCGCCCCCACCCCCACCCCCUCUUCAACCACCACCACCAUAUAUUUUGUAUUUUUCUGUUUUACGACUCUGCAGAGCCUCACCAGGAAGAAGGCAUUCUUAACUAGUACUAUCUGGUAACUUGCUGGUGGAAACAUUUGGUAACCUGUUGUUAUCUUAAAAGUGACAUUGUCGACCCUCCUCUAAAACGAAUACUUUUCAUAAAGAUAAAAUCUUUAUGAAAUACUCAUAUUGACUGUGUUGGAAUUUCAUCGAAACUCUAAAGCAGUCAAAAGUUAUUCUAAAACCCAACACCAAGGAAGAACACAGCUUAAGUGGUGUGAAAUAAGAACAUUGGUGAAUGCGGCCUCUCAUAGGAUACCUCCCAAAUAAAGAGACAAUCAUGUUACAUGCAUUCCCAGGUCCCAGGUAGCCACAUAGUGAAGUCCAGGAUGUAUUUCAGCGUCUUUGAGCUCCAUCUGUUAAGGCGCAUGUGCGGUCCGCUACGUCCGGUGGGAUGACAUAUUUACUUUGUAAUACGGAUUGCCCACACCACCUGCACUUUUUGGGUAUAAAGAAGAUGGACACAUCAAUAACCACAGCUCCUUAAGAAGUCCCGUGGAACAUGGAGAUGAGACGCGUCGAGCAUAUCUUCAUUCUCUGUUUGUCGAAGACUUGCUCAUGACACCUGUUCAGUCUCGGUGGAUGUCUCCUAGGCACUGUUCAUCCUCUGAUGUCGCGACCAUUGGAUCUGCAGACUGGAUUCAUGGACAUUGAAGGUGGACUGAGAGGCGGAACUGUUUUGGCUUUUAGGUUGAUUCGCCUUUUUUGCACAUAUUUUAUGUUUAUGUGCAUUAGUGUUUCUCACUGUUAUUUUAAAUCUGUUUUAUUCUUUUAUGUGAUACAUUUAUUGUGCCAUGAUUUUUUUCUCUUGUAUAUUUGCCCAUUCAUCUUAUUUUUAACUGGGAUUUGGCGCCCUCUAGUAUAUUGUGUGAAAAGAUAUACUAAGCCAAAGUAUGGACUGCUUACAUAAUAUUAGUAUAUAUAUAUAUAUAUAUAUAUUUAUAUAUAUAUAUAUAUAUACCCUGUCCUGGGAUUAGGGUGCUACACACAGUCUUUUCAGACUUUCGAGACACGUCACACACUGAAUGAGGUAAAAGGACUUGCUCUUUUUAUUGUGGUCCCAAAAUGUAACAAUGUGCAGUAAGGUAUAACAAAUUGUAAUAAAAUAAAGAAAAUAAAAUCCUUGCUCUUCUGAGCACUAACUUAUAAAAAUAACAAACUUGGCUUGGAUGGCUUGUCCAUUUCCCAACAUAAAUAAACAUAAAUAUCCACCUUAGUGUUUCACGUUCUUUCAGCUCUCUGUUUCCUCUCACAGGAAUCAAACACAAUUUCUACUCCACCUUUGGCAGGGGAGUACGUAAUAUCACCUGCAAUUAACAAUCCCUUUCAGGUGAGGUAAGUCAGGGUUGAAAUUCUGGAACUGGACUCCUCACCUGCAGUUUCCACUGGCCCAUCCUACUCUCCAAGUGCUGCACCCCAGGGCCCAAACACACAUAUUUAAAGUGCAAUAUUAAUUUUAACACAACACAUUUCCCUGGGGCUAAUUAUACAAAAUAGGAACCUUGCAAAAUCUGGGGAGAUAUAUAGACUGCCUCCAGCACAAUUCCUUGCUUUCGGUCACAAUAUAUAUUAUUUAUUUUUCCAAUUGCAGUGAAAAUCAGCACAAGGCAAUCCACUUUGAUGGAGGAAAAUUUGUGGUUGUGGGGGCUGCAGAUCGCAAAGUGAAAUUAUUGGACAUAUUAAAUAUGAAACAAGUUCCACCGCUGUUUAAUGGACAUGCUGGGAGCAUCCACGUUGUACACUUGUGUGAGGAGCAGGGCUUUGUGUUCAGUGGAGGGUAUGACCUCAGCAUCAGGUAAAAUUAUCUUCAACGUAUACACGUAAUCUACGUAUCUGAGCUUUUCCACAACAGUUUCACAACUAUGUGUUUUCUGAUUAGAAAGAUGGGUAAGUAAUAUCCCUAAAUGAUCUAAAAAUGUGAAGCACGAUGCAAGAAAGUUAUGGUGGGAAAAAUUGUGAUUGAAAAGCAAGUCUUAUGGCUUGACUGGUGUGCUUGACAGAUAUAUGUUUAACAUUGUAUUGACUAUCCACUGAUCUAAACUUGCAUAGAUAAGUAUAAUGGCUGCCCCCUGUAAGCUGUAAAAUACAUUUUUACAACAUUGGUAAAUAGGUACAAAAUAUAUUACAAACUACUACUUCGUACUAUUAACAAAAAAAACCCCAAAACUUUACGAUAUUUCUUUCUGCUUUGUAGACGUUGGAACUUGCAAAACGGAGUUUGCAUGAAAAUAUAUCUUGGACACAUGAGGACUAUUACAUGCCUUGAUGUAUGUGAAAAUUUGUUGGUUUCUGGAGCCAAAGAUAGACAAAUAAAAGGUCAGAUUAAAACUGUACUUAGAAUGGUUAAUUAAAACUACAACUUAUAAGGGAAAAUUAAUAAGAAGGUUCUGUCAUCUUCUGGGAUCUUUGCAUAAUUUUAAAAGACUCCUGAUGGUGACUUCGCCGCUUGGUGGCCAGUAACCGCUAUGUGCAGAGAAAGGUGAGUUUUACUUACCUGUAGCUGCCUCUCACGGCCACUAUGGCCGUUGGAUCCUGCAGGAUCCUGUUGGAUCUCUGUGUCUGCCAGGUGUACACAUUAGUGUUGUACUAUUGCGCAUAUGCCUGUGGAAGGUCUAUGGAAGACCACAAGACCCUCCAUAGAUAUUGUCUCCAUAGGUAUUGUGAACAAAUCGAAGUAAGGUACGUAUAGGAUAACAGAGCCACCUUGAUCCAAGGAAGUCCAACAGUAUUAAAAUCACACUGAUAGAUGUUUACACUGAUUUUUUUCCAUCUUCAAAAUUCUCUUUACCUUUUACCUGUGAUGCUGUCCAAAUCUUAUAUCAAUAUUUAAUAUUUGUCUUAUACCAUCACGUUACAGUUCUUUAAGAGAACCUUAAAAAUGUAUUUCUGUAUCUCAAGCAACGUGUUAAUGUUUUUCUUUUCAGUUCUGUCCCCUCGGAUAAUUCAUCCUAUCUCACCUACUUGUUUUCUAAUAUCAUUCCACUUUCUACUCUAAUUAUAGCAUGUAUUAAAUACAUAUUUCUAUUGACAGAUAAUGCAUUUUGAGUGUGUGUUUAGAAUUGGCUGGGCAGAGUUUUAUGGGAUUGCAUUGAUAAGAAUGGUAGUGUGAGGAUUGGCUGAGAGGUUUCAGCCACACUUCCUAGACUGGAAGCUUAGUGCAGGUACCUGCAAAUCCCUGAGGUUUAUAGCAGAUUCAGGAAAUUUAAAGUGACAGUGAUUUCUAUUGAAACUUCUAGUUCGUUUGUACAGACCAAACUUGUUAUUGCGUGAAGGUUAAUUGUCCCAUUGCAAUGCACAGCAGAAUAUGCUAGCCUAUGAUUCUGCAAUUAAAUAAUAUAAUUAAUUACGUAAUUAAUAUAUAUCAUGACAUCCCUGGGACAAAAUAACAACUGGUAAGCAAACUUCACAAGGUCUUUUGAACGCCUUCACCUCUGCCAGAGGACCCAUAGUCGUUAAUCCUUUCCCAAUUAGCUGUUAUGAAUGAAUUAAACUCAUAGGUUCAAAUGUAUUGAGUUGUUUUCCUUCUAUUGUCCAAAACACUGAAAAUUGGCUUAAUAUAUAUCUUUAUUAUUUCAUAAUAGUAUGGAAUCUAACUUCAGGCAAAUGUCUUAAAACAUUUAAACACAAAGAUGCCAUAUCAGAUGUUAAAAUAAAGGGACAAUACGUGGUGAGUGGCUGUGACAGAGGAAUUGUCAAAAUAUGGAACGUGGAAUCAGCAACGUUAAUUAAGGUAACGGAAUAUUGCAUAUAAUGUCUUCAUAUCCCAUUGUACAGCGCUGCGGAAUUUGUUGGCGAUAUAUAAAUAAUGAUAAUAAUAAUACUAUAAUGCCAACAUGCAGAGCAAACAUUCCGUCACUGGAAAUCCAAUUGUUCAGCAUAAAACAACUAAAACAUUUAAUUCUGUAUACUGUUUCUAAUCAAGAAGACAGCAUUGGAAUAAAUGUAUUGUUCGUGGGGACUAGCAUGAUUGCUUUCAAAACAGCAGCUGAUUGACUUAUCGAAUCCAUGUACCGUAUAUACUCGAGUAUAUACGGUAAUACUGUAUGUGUGUGUUUAAGAUCGGCACAGACCAAACAAAAUAAAAAACAUUCUUCCGCAAGAAGGCACUCACAGUAGCAUACACCGUAAGCAGCUAUGUAUGUCAGAGUCAACAGAAUAAUAAUGUAGAAUUGGGGGGAAAUCUGAAAUGGCUACAUGCCCCCUGUGGAAAUGCGAGCUGUAAAAAAAAACCAAAACCUAGCCCUGAAUUCUAUAAGUGUCUGAAUGUGCCAGUUUCUAUUAGGUGAUUGAAUGGAGGAACUUGCCAGCAAAACAGCAGAAUUGGUUAAUCUGAUGGCUAGAAAAGCAUACAGUAUACGUGUUUCCAACUUGCGCCAUUACAGUCUAUAAUGAUUGCAGCGGCGAGACUCAUUUUCCUGUCCUCCCGCACCUCCUACGCCUCCCCCCUCUGUCAGUCCCUACAUUGGCUUCCUGUUAGAUAUAGGACUCAAUUUAAGAUCCUGGUACUUGCUUACAAAUCUCUACAUAACGCCGCUCCCACCUAUCUAUCCUCACUAAUACACAAAUAUCUUCUGUUCUGUCAAAUAUCUCAUGUCUAGAACACUACGCUCUGCCAAAGACCUACGUCUAUCCUCUGUUCGUACUCCUACCUCUGAUGCUCGCCUUAAAGACUUCUCGAGGGCUGCACCAUUCCUAUCGAACACCCUUCCCCUCUCUGUUACACAUUCACCCAGUCUCCACUCAUUCAAAAAAAAAUCUUUGAAAACUUACUUCUUCAGGAAAGCAUAUCAAUUUAAUUGUCAACAGCUUUCCCUCCACACACCUUGAUUCCUCUCCUGCAACUGUCAUCAAAACAAAGCACUAAGCCCUCGAUAAAUACUAUCCUAGCAAUCUACCUUUCUACCCUACCCUUACCCUUUGUGUCACUAUACCCCACUCCCUCUAGCGUGUAAGCUCAUUGAGCAGGGCCCUCGAUCACUCUGUUCCUGUGUGUCCAACUCGUUUGGUUACAAAUCCUUGUCUAUUAGUCCACCCAUUGUACAGCGCUACGGAACUUGUUGGCGCUUUAUAAAUAAUACAAAUAAUAAUAAUAGCAAUUUCUAGUUUCCUAUUGAAGGAACUUUCCCUCAGUCUCAUUCUAACCUGUGUGUAAUCUGCCCAUUAUUAUGCAACGGCUUGUAAACUAACCUGUGUAAUAAUUUCAGAUCUAAUAUUUUUUUGAUAUCUUUGUGAUAUAUUUUUUUUUUUUUAAUUUUUUUUUUUUAUGAUAAAGUCUUUAUCAGGUCAUGAUGGGCCAGUAAAAUGCCUUGUCUUUGACCAGUGGCAUUUAUUGUCAGGAGGUGCGGAUGGAUAUGCGAUAGCCUGGAGCAUGCUGGGAACUGUCAAAAAACGCCUCAUCACCUUCAGGCAUCCAAAGUAGGUCAAUUUAACAAUAGAAAUAUAUUUGAUCUUUUUUAUAUUAUUUCACUGGUGUAUUUUGUUAGUAUGUUUGUUGUUUUGUGAUGAGCUGAAAAGCAAGGUGCAGAAUUUUACCUGUAACGGGCGUGUUGUGGAGAGUUUUUUAUUUCAGCAGUUGAUUAUCUUUUUAUAUCAUCUCAUCUGCUUUGGUCUAAAGUCGGUUCUAAACUCACCAGAAGUCUCGGGGGAUUCCCUAAAUUCUGAAUUAUAUUUAAUUAAUGUUUGAAUUGCUCAAAUAGCAGAGCUUUUUAAAAAAAUCCUGUAACUCAUGUUAAGUCAGAAUUUUGCUGUUUAAAGGGACACAAUGCAUCAAAACACCUUUAGUUUAAUAGGGCAAUUUUGGUGUAUAGAUCCUUCCCCUGCAGUCUCACUGCUCAAAUCUCUGUCAUUUAGAAGUUAAAUCACUUUUUUUUAUGCAGCCCUAGUCAUACUUCUCUGCGUGUGACUUACACAGCCUUCCUAAACACUUCCUGUAAAUAGUAAUCUAAUCUUUAUACUUCCUUUAUUGCAAGUUCUGUUUAAUUUAGAAUUUAUUAUAUCCUGCUCUUUUAAUAGUUUAUAGACUCCGGAGGACUUUCUAUGUGCUAUUAUAGCUCAGUUUACAGUGCAGGAGAUAAAAACUUGUAAAGCAAGUUCACAUCUGAUUGAAAAGUACACCAUUAUAUUAAUGCAGCCUGUGUAAGUAACAACCAGGGGGUGUGUGGCUAGAGCUACAUAAACAGAAAAAAAGUAAUUUAACUCCUAAAUGUCAGAGAAUUGAUUAGUGAGACUGCAGAGGCAUGAUCUAUGCACCAAAACUGUGUCUAUAAGCCUGUAGUAUCCCUUUAAUCCCUUAAGGACACAUGACAUGUGUGACAGGUUAUGAUUCCCUUUUAUUCCAGAAGUUUGGUCCUUAAGGGGUUAAGCCUAAAAUUAUCAUUCAGAUUUCAAUUCACUAGUCCACAGUUUAGUGAAUUUGUGCAUAGUGCCUGCAAUUCUAAAAAAGAUACAAGUUAUGAAAUAAUUCUACAAGCCGCAGCGUGUCCUGCAGUAUCAUUGUCUGCAUUCCAAGAAAUCACAUUUGUAUUGUGUUUAUAUUCCCAUUCAUCCAUGAAUAGCAACUUCCUGUGAAUGGGAUUAUUUACUGAAUACCAAGCAUGACUCUAAAAUUCAAUUCAUGUACUUAAUAAAUAUAAUCCUGAUUUAUAUUUGGAGAGAAAUGUGGUCUUGCAAAACAAAAAGCCCCAAAAUAUGAAAGGUUCAUGCGAAGUAUAGGAAUCUGGAAAUUUGUAAAACACACUGAAUUGCAUCUAAUUGGGCACAACGUUUAUCCAGGUUACCUGCUGUUUAGUGGAACUGGAAGAAAAAAGUUUUGAUUAAUAUAUAAAUUAUUCAAAUUAUAUAACAAUAUAGUACAGCUGUCAACUGACUUUGGCCAAAAAUUUGCAAUUCUCAUUUGAUUACUGUUGAAAUCCUGACAAUUCAAACUUUAGAGAAUUCCCCUGUAUUGUUAAAAAUUUAAUGAGCAUGUAUAACUUGUAAUUUCCGUUCACAGGGAGGUGACAUGUCUGGCUUUCGUCUAUCUCAGAGUCAUCACAGGCUGCGCGGAUGGCAAAAUCCGUGUGUUUAACUUUCUCGGUGGAGAUUGCCUCCGAGAGAUGAGUGCCAAUAGCCGAGCAGACCCAGUGCUAUCAUUAUGUGUUCGAGACAAUAGGUAAAAUACAGCUACGCUUUACAGAAACACUAUAGGGUUAGAAACACAAAAAUGUAUUCCCGACCCUAUAGUGUUAAAACCACCAUCUGUCCCCCCUGAUCUCUCCUUACCCCACUAAAUAUAGUAAAAUCUUACUUUUGUUCAAGUCUGCAGCUGCUGACUAUCCCCCUGAUCUGUCUGCUUUACUGACAUAAUCAAAAGUGUUGUUUUCAGCCAAUCACAAUGCUUCCCCAUAGAAUUGGCUGAGACUGACAAAGAGGCAGAUCAGGUGCAGAGCCAGCACAAGUAAAACACAGUCCUAACCAAUCAGCAUCUCCUCAUAGAUAUGUAUUGAGUCAAUGCAUCUUUAUGAGGAAAGUUCAGUGUCUCUAUGUAGAGGGUAGAAACACUGAAUGCCAGUCACACUGUGCAGCACUGCCACAGGAAGCACCUCUGGUAGCCAUCUGAGGAGUAGCCAGUGGAGGUAUCCCUAGGCUGUAAUGUAAACACUGCAUUUUCUAUGAAAAGACAGUGUUUGCCGCAAAAAAAACCUGCAGGGACUGAUUAUACUCACCAGAACAAAUGCAAUAAGCUGUAGUUGUUCUGGUGACUAUAGUGUCACUUUAACCCCUUAAGGACACAUGACAUGUGUGACAUGUCAUGAUUCCCUUUUAUUCCAGAAGUUUGGUCAUUAAGGGGUUAAUAAAGCUUCUCUGAGAGGUUAUCAGAAUGAUCCUAUAUAUAGUGGUUGUGGAUGGCCCUUUAUCUGUGGACCAUGUAUUCCAAAAUGACAUUGAAACAAUGGUAGCUACAUAAUCAAGUUUGGUUUCCUCUGAGGACAAUCAGUAGAGAUGUGAAAAGCUAACCUAAAUCGUUCAAUGUUCUAAGAUUGGAGUCACAGAAACCAAAUGUUUUGUUCCUUGUUCUAACAACAUUUUGCCUUUAACCCCUUAAGGACACAUGGCAUGUGUGACAUGUCAUGAUUCCCUUUUAUUCCAGAAGCUUGGUCCUUAAGGGGUUAAAGUUGUUCAUUAUAAAGACGUCUCUGUACAGCAUUUGUAAAUUUGCCAGAAUCUAUACCUGCUCUCCUGAAUUCUGCAUAACAGAAUUUGGCAUGGUAUAUAAAUAUUUUGGGUGUAAUAUUUGCAAAACACAGUAUUAUUACAUCUAGAAGCUAUCCCUGUGCUAGAGAAGCAUUGCAAUUGCAGUUCUGUCUACUGACCACUAGAGAGAGUAGCACUUAAAGGUGAGCUAAUACCCAGGACAUCUCAUAGUCAACUUGGGUGAUGUCCUGUGAGAAAGGUACAUUAACCAAAUUUAAACAUGACUUGUUUCAUUGUUUCCCUUUGUGUAGAAUGGUGAUCAAUGUACACUCAAGAAUCAUGAUAUUCCAGUUUGAGGAGAUUUCAUGGGACUACUCCCAGGAGUCUGUGCGUUUCACUGUCCCCAAAGACAGAGACCAGUUUAAAUUAGCACCGAUCAAAGCUCGUCCUUACAGUUAUGUGCGUGCGCAGAGAAUGAGGCAUAUUGGGUCAAGCGACAGGAAACUAUACCGACAGGAACAAAAGCCGGAACAUGACAAGAAUUGGCUGUCCCAUCAUGCUCGGAGUCUCUCUGCAAGAAGCAUGAAGCGAGCACAAGGUAUUUUCCUAAUCCUGAAUGCAUCAUUGAAAGCCAAUACAUGAAUAGAGAAUAAAGCAUAUGCGCAUUAAUUAACAUUAUAUCAAAACCUAAACUAACUAAUAUUAGUUGUCAUCAACUGGCAUCCCAAAUAUUUUAAGCAAACUUUACAAAUGAGAAAAAAAGCGAAUCAAAUCGCCCAGUACUGAAUAAAUAUUGUACUAAAUGUUUUAUUUCUCAGCUUAUGUAUCAGUAAUGUAGUUGAUAUGUCAGUUUGCCAAUGUGUAUUUGUUUGUUAAUGUACCUGAGCUCACACAAAAGCACCAUUGACCUUUAAACCCUUAAAGGACCACUCUAGGCACCCAGACCACUUCAGCUUAAUGAAGUGGUCUGGGUGCCAGGUCCUUCUAGGGUUAACCCAUUUCAGAGAAACUGCUAUGUUUAUGAAUGGGUUAAGCCUUCCCCUAUUUCCUCUAGCGGCUGUCUCAUUGACGGCCGCUAGAGGCACUUGCGUGCUUCUCACUGUGAUUUUCACAGUGAGAGCACGCCAGCGUCCAUAGGAAAGCAUUAUGAAUGCUUUCCUAUGUGACCGGCUGAAUGCGCGCGCAGCUCUUGCCGCGCAUGCGCAUUCAGCCGCAUGGGAGGAGAAGAGGAGGAUCGGAGGAGGAGAGCUCCCCGCCCAGCGCUGGAAAAAGGUAAGUUUUAACCCCUUUCCCCUUUCCAGAGCCGGGUGGGAGGGGGACCCUGUGGGUGGGGGCACCCUCAGGGCACUAUAGUGCCAGGAAAACGAGUAUGUUUUCCUGGCACUAUAGUGGUCCUUUAAGGACACAUGACGUGUGACAUGUCAUGAUUCCCUUUUAUUCCAGAAGUUUGUUCCUUAAGGGGUUAAAGGGGCACUCUAAGCACCAUAAUCACUGUAACUGACCAUAACUAUCUCUAUGUGAUUGAUAAAAAGUCAUCAAUAUUCUUUCCCGCAGAUUUGCAUGAAGAGUCUCUGAAACCGAUCGCAUGGCCGGAUCUUCAGAAUUUCCACCGAAGCUUUGCAUACAUUGAUCUGCAGCCUGAAUUUCGGAAGAAGUUACCAUCAGCAAUUAAAAGUCCUGAUGUAUUUAGAAGAGCAAGCUCAGCUGGGGAAUGGAUUGCAAAGGACGAAUCUGGUAAAAUUAGCCCAUUGUUUAUUUACGUAUAGCACUUCUCUGUACAGACAUCUAAAUGUCUUGACAAAUCUCUAUUUUUAUUUGUUAUAUAUUCAUUACAAAAUGAAAGGCUUAAAGGGACAUUCCAAGUGCCAUAAUCACUAGACCCUGUUGUAGUGGUUAUGGUGGGAGGAAUGUCCUAGCACUGUCUCAUGAUAGGAUGUCAAACCAGUUUAGAAUGGUUUGACAAUGUACCUUGUUGCCACUUCUGGUCUUCUCCAGCAAGAUUACAUUAUAGAGAAAAUCGAACUGAUGCAGGACUGCUCAGCUGAAACUCUCAGCCAGUGAUUAUAGUCCUGCUUUGAUCUAAGCAGUGACGUCUGAAUUCUCCUUCUGGAAAUGAUUAGAUACAAUGGAUGUGGCUCUGGUGCUAGGUAUGUUGUCAAACUGUGCUAAAACUGUAUGACAUCUUACUACGGAAUGGUGUUGGGGCACUCCUGGCACCGUAACCACUACAGCAAGAUGUAGUGGUUAUGGUACUUGAAGAGGUCCCUUAGAUUUAGAAGAUACAGUAUUUAUCCCAUACAGUGUAUCUUUAAAGGGUGACAUACCUGGCAUGAAUGUAUUUUAGCCACCCACGGUUUAGUCCAUGCUUUUAUGUUCUUCCUCACACAACAAUAUUUUCCCUUUUUAAGGAGUUCAGUUAUAGUCGUUUUUAGGAUGCUAAAGUUUUGAACAUUUUGCAAUUUAAUAAUAAUUUUUUUUUUUUUUUACUGUAACUUCAGAUGCUGAGUCAGGAUACUCUUCACACCGAUGCAAAUCAGCUCUUUCCCGAAGUGAGGAUGCCACUCUGAAAAGGAUAAAACAUCGUGGACCUCAUUCUCCAUUGAAGCCUACUCAAAUCCUUCUAAAGGUCAGCACCAUCCAGAAUUUGGAGAAAUUGGACGUGCUUAGCUUAAACCUUAAGCACAAUGCAAAUGUCCACAGUGUUCAGGGAUCAUCUGUGUCCAACGCACAACACAAACGAGAAAAUGUACAUUGUCAUUCGACAGAACCUAACAGAACCAAUCCUUCUACUGCAUUGUCUCAGACACAAGGUUCAUCUAUUCCCGCUGAGAUAAAUACCCACAGAAAACCAUUUCAAAUGAGAAAUAUGACUUUACAAGGAUCCUCCGAAGUUCCAUCCUCUGUACCUGCUUUGACCACCGCACAUCCAACAGGGUCAUAUAGCAACAGCAAGAAGGAAGGAACUUCACCUGUGAAUUGGAGGUCUUCUUCUGCUGUAGAAGAUGGUAUCCAACAAUUAGGGUUGUACACAAGCUGCGAGGCAGUGCAGCCUUUGCGAAUGGUAAUAGGACAAAUCAAGAAAGAACACAGUCAGAAAAAAAAACUUGAACAUACUGUCACAGCUGAUCCCUUCCGAGAAAAAAGUGGCUUCCAGCUCCUUACAGUAAAACAACUUGAGGCGUAUGAGGCUCAGACGGUGUCUCAGUUUAACAAAAUAGAGGCACUAGAGAAAGAGAGUAGGCUUAAGGAGCGUAAAAAGGAGCGAAUGAUGAAAAUUAAAGGACAAAUCACUGAAAAGUUCAACGAUGACUAUAAAUGAUCUUUAAAAAAAAAAAAGUCACAUUAGCACUUUUUAGAGAUAUCAAUUAACGGUUGGCUCCUCUGGUAGCAAGACAUGAAAUAUUGAUAUUGAUAAAUUAUCUUCACCAAAGGCAUUAAUGAUGAAUUCUAUGCGCAUGCAGUAAUGAAUCGCGUAAUAAAAUAAUCUGUUAAAAAAGCUCUAA
Messenger RNA from Pelobates cultripes (western spadefoot toad), 19957 nucleotides. Lineage: Eukaryota; Metazoa; Chordata; Amphibia; Anura; Pelobatidae. The record is from the annotation of a GenBank genome assembly.